Brienomyrus brachyistius is the source of this 6132-nucleotide messenger RNA. RefSeq names its product acetyl-coenzyme A thioesterase. Gene Ontology annotation, cellular component: extracellular exosome. Gene Ontology annotation, molecular function: acetyl-CoA hydrolase activity; lipid binding. Bases 4205 to 5695 code for a protein of 496 amino acids. NCBI's taxonomy places the organism in Eukaryota, Metazoa, Chordata, Actinopteri, Osteoglossiformes, Mormyridae. The transcript is spliced from 16 exons. The record is from RefSeq and is a predicted model, not a curated record.
GAUCAGCUAAUUAAGGGGGCAGCCAGGCGCCAGACAGAGGUCCAGAUGUGCCAGGCCGUCCUGCCUUGUCAUGCCAACCACCGCGGUGAUCUGGGUGCCGGGCAGCUAUUGAAGUGGAUGGACACCACUGCAUGCCUAGCAGGUGGGUUUCUCGUCCAGGAGGUGGUGUGGGAGAUGGAAGCCAUUCCCAGAACCAGCUUAUCCUUCAAUUUGUUCGUUGUAAGUUGGAAAAAUGUGAAGGCGCGACUGCAACUUUAAACUGAAGCUGUUUUUUUUUUUUUUUUAAACUGGAAAAUAGCUGCAUAUUGACUGAAAGUUAUAUAAAAGUUAUGCUAAUCGUAUGAUUGCUGAAGCAGAUUCAGGAGAGUUAUUGUGCUCUUUGUGGCACCCUUUCCUCUUUUUUGAGCUGCUCCAAUAACUCGUACAUGAUUAAAUGUCAAAUCGCGAGCAUUUGUCUUCACUGAAGUAGAACAAUAAUCAUAAUUCGAAAAGUCAACCAUUAUUCAAAGCCAGAAGUAAACACUGCAUCCCUACACACUCUGGGGCUGCACACGGUCUGUCUGGGAGGCUUUCAUAAGCAAUAUUAUUUUACUUGUUUGUUUUUAUGGAAUAAAGUUACAUAUAAGGACUGGUUGUAUACUGAAUAAUGAAAUAUUUUGAUAUACUUUGCCCUUUCCAGUUGUGCAAUACUUUUAGACAGUGCGCUAAAAUAGCUCAGGCUGCAGGUUGAAAUCCCAACAGAUACGGACUAUUUGAACAAUGUGGCCAGAACUCUGGGCAGGCCGAAAGCAGGCGGGCAGCGCAUCAUAAGCCAAACAUAACCCACAUGCGGUGCAUUCACAGAAUAGCGUCACAAGUAGCAUAGCUUAAUAAGCAUCUUGGCCCGCAAAGUAUAGAUCUCUGAAGCUCUUAUCAAGAACGGUAACCUUUGGAUGACUUUUUUUUCCAGCAAAAAGAAGCAGCACAGCUACCUUUCACCCAGGCCCAGACCCGGGCUUUCAUCACCUAGCAAAGAUAUAUUCACUUUCCAAUGGACCUUUCAGGCUGCAGGAGUCAUAAAUGAUUUACGUUUGUUCUCUCCUCUCACAGCAGUUCAUGCUAUCAGAGGUUUUCUCUACUGCAGCUGGAGAGAUAAAAUAUUGAUAAGGCGCUAAGCGCUAGCUGUUGGUAAACAGGCUCUUCACAUGAGGAGAGGGGGGGCAUCUUCUCAAAGGGAGUGGAGUUCAGUACAAGAAAAUUCACAUGACCCAAAUGGUGAAGACAUCCCAUUUUCCCAUUACCACAAUAUAUUUCUUUUUUUUUUUUUUUUGAAAAAAAAGGAACCGUAAGUUCACACUGUUAAAGUAUUAUAGCAAGCUUGAUUCUGUCUUCAUCUUUAGCAUAUAUUUUGCCUUCGCUGUUCAUUGGACAUCUUGGGAAAUGGAGAGGUUCUUGAUUGCUGUAUUAAUCUCGAUACUAAUUUUGAUUGGCUACAGCUGAACAAAGCCUUGUUCUCGUGUCUGUCAGUGAGUGUAGGUCAUGUUGCGUACAUGGAGUUUUGACUAGCGGGCAAACCACACCUAAUGUUGCCACCGGCUGUACCACUGAUGUGCUGCCAAUGUGACAGCUCUGUAAUGGAUAGAGCUGAGCCCUGUGAUGUCGAUGACAAAAGUCGACAACCCCUGUGCUGCAGAUCUGCCUGUCACAAGAUCAAAUGGUAGCAGAAAUGAUAUCUAUGUUUUCGCACAUGUAGGGGAUGAGGGAUUUUGUCAGGCAGCUGUAGCAAUGAAGACAAGAGCUGUUUUAUUCAGGAUCUGCUUUUUCCAGCAUCAGGAAAAAAAUGUAAUUAGCAUUAGCCCCUGAUUGCAUUCUGUAUUGUACAUAUUAAUGACACAAAGAGUUAAGUUAGUUGGUCGGACUAAGAUAGUGUCCAUGCAUUUUUGAAAACAUAAUAUUACUGUUAAAACCAUUAAUAACUAAAGUUGCAUUUUACAGUUAUUAAAGUUCCAGUUAUUUGAGUUGUGGGUAAAAUAACCAUAUAUACACUUCACAAGAAUGCAUGCAGCCGUGAAGUGUGGCAUUGCUUUAGAAUCCAUGGUAAGUUUAUAAUUCAUCUUCCGUACUAAACACAUCGCCACUUGGCUAGAACUACAGUGUCCUGCUUGUCUAAAAUCCCCUUACUUUCAUUUUCUAUUCAAAGAGUUGUCCGGUUUUAUUUCACCAUUAACACUAAUCUCUACAAUACGCUGUGAGUGAACACUGAUCUUAUGUGUAGCAUGUCGGCACCAGCUAUUCCAACUUCUCAUUCAUAAACAAGGCUAUGCCUUAGUCGGCCACUUCAUACCUGCUCCCAGACAUUUCUAUGUCACCCUGACUUCUCUUGCAGUUGACCUGAGCAGCUCUAGCAGGGCAGAAACUUGGCGAGCUGACUUGUCGGUAAGAUGGUGUCCUAUGCACCAAGUUGAAAGUCACGAACCUCUUCUGUAUGGCCGCCCGUUCUACUACUAUUGUUUGUUCCUGGAUAUUGCGUUGUCUGCGUGUUUAAUUAUACUCCUGUGACAGCCAUGGGUCUACAUAGCGACUACAUUUACCAAUUCCUCUAAUUAAUAGGGAAUUAUAUGCUAUAAGGUGUAAAAGCACCUAAAUGUCCAUCUUCCAUCAAGUUAUUUCAUAAGGGGCCUGUAGCCUAUUCAGCAUAACACUGGGGAUCACCUUGUAAAGGAUGUCAGUCCAUCACAGGACACACAUAUACUGAAACAUUACAGGCAAUUUUGAAACACCAACUUGUCCAACUGCAUGUCAUAACUACAUGAAAGGCGGAAUACCUGGAAUCCACAGGGAAAACACAAGAGGUGGUUCUGUGGUGCAGACGUCCUUAUGAGAGGCAUAUAACACAUAACAGCAUUAUAACGUACAACAGCAUUAUAACGUACAACAGCAUUAUAACGUAUAACAGCAUUAUAACGUACAACAGCAUUAUAACGUAUUGUCAGCAUUUCAGUACACAGUCACAAGUUGUUCUGACAUAUUGGAUGUACAAUUAGGCCCAAAAGUAUUUGCACCCAUGCCAAAUUUUGAUUCCUAGUGAAUUAUUAUUUAAUCGAUAUGUUUUGGAUGUGACAAAAGAAAGUAAGACAUUAUGCUAGAGAUAUAAAUGAUAUCUUUUUGUUAACAUUUACAAAAAAUGCCGUGUCCAACAUUCAUACUCCUUGAAAUUGCCGCAGAUUUUUGAGAAAAUGCGAGUUACUAUACCAAUCCAAAUGGUCCUGGUAAUUUCUACCAUGUUCCACUCUAAAGCUCGCCUAGCUUUGUCAAAUUAUUACAAGUUCAGUUUGUUGAAAGACAUUUCCACGUCUUGAUUGCCGGUUUGCGGAAUCCACGUUUACCGUUUUAUGUUUCUUUAGCUGAGAAGCAUGCUGGGAUAGCGUGCGUGACAGCCUCCAUGGAUGAUAUCCAGUUUGAAGAGACAGUGAGGGUUGGUCAAGUAAUAACCAUCAGAGCCAAAGUAAACCGAUCUUUCAAUACCAGCAUGGAGUAUCAUUCACAUUUCUUGCUUUCCUCAAUGUUCCCCAUUGAAGACUUGAAGCAAUUACAUUGUGCAAUUUGUGGGCAUUGAUUAGCAAAAAUAAUACAAAGAGAAUCAUUUACUGAAGCACUUCCAUCAGUAGCUGAAAUAGACUAGAAGAUGUGCAUAUGCAUGUCAUGCCUGAAAUGGACUGGAGGAUGUGCAUAUGCAUGUCAUACUUGAAAUGGACUGGAGGAUGUGCAUAUGCAUCUCGUACCUGAAAUGGACUGGAAAAUGUGCAUAUGAAUGUCAUACUUGAAAUGGACUGGAAGAUGUGCAUAUGCAUCUCGUACGUGAAAUGGACUGGAGGAUGUGCAUAUGCAUCUCAUACCUGAAAUGGACCGGAAGAUGUGCAUAUGCAUCUCGUACCUGAAAUGGACCGGAAGAUGUGCAUAUGCAUCUCGUACCUGAAAUGGACCGGAAGAUGUGCAUAUGCAUCUCGUACCUGAAAUGGACCGGAAGAUGUGCAUAUGCAUCUCGUACCUGAAAUGGACCGGAAGAUGUGCAUAUGCAUCUCAUACCUGAAAUGGACCGGAAGAUGUGCAUAUGCAUCUCGUACCUGAAAUGGACCGGAAGAUGUGCAUAUGCAUCUCGUACCUGAAAUGGACUGGAAAAUAUGCAUAUGAAUGUCAUACUUGAAAUGGACUGGAAGAUGUGCAUAUGCAUCUCGUACCUGAAAUGGACUGGAAGAUGUGCAUAUGCAUGUCAUACCUGAAAUGGACUAUCCCACCUCUGGUCGGCAUCCAUGUGUCGGUACAAGACGUGCUGAGCGGCAUGCAGAAGAAGGUCUGUUUGGCUUUCUCCACAUUCGUGGGCAAACCCACAGGAUCUAAGAAGGUGUGCCUGACACCGGUCAGUCCCCCCUUUUCUGCAGAGGAGCAGCUAGAGCAUUCGUUGGCAUCCGAAAGACGCAGACUCCGGCUGUACAACCAGGGGACCUUCGCCAAACUCAUGCAGGAAUACCACAUCCUAAAUAGCAAUGGACUCCACAGCAGAAAAGACAGCCUCCCCCCGAAGCCUACAGAGAUGACUCAGGUGGAGAGCAUCGAGCUGGUGCUGCCACCCAAUGCGAAUCACCACGGCAACACCUUUGGCGGGCAGAUUAUGUCAUGGAUGGAGAAUGUUGCCUCUGUUUCAGCCAGUCGCCUGUGUGGGACUUUCCCUACCCUGCGGGCCGUGGACAUGUUUAAAUUCCGGGGUCCGUCCACCGUGGGAGACAGGCUGGUGUUCAAGGCCAUGGUUAACAACGUCUUUGGAACGAGUGCAGAGGUGGGAGUGAAGGUGGAAGCUUAUAACUGCCAGGAGUGGAACCAGGGGAGACCGAGACACAUCAACAGUGCCUUCCUCAUCUACCACAUGGAUGAGGAACAGCAGCACUACUUCCCCAGAGUCACCUACACCACAAACGAUGGAGAGAGAAGACACCUUGCAGCCACAGUGAGGAGGAGAAUCCGCCUGGCCAGGAAGCAUCUCUUAUCUUGCAAAGACGAAGGGCCCCUGUCGGUUCCGUGGGAUAAAGGCAAUCAGGUCUACCUAGGCUAUAACAACGUAGCUACUCUCACCGUCUUGGCUGCAAAGAAAGACUGGCAAGCCAGCAGCAUCAGGAACAGGAUCACCGUGUCCGUGAACGACGACCAGGACUCUCUGUGUAUGAGGGUGGAGAUGGACGUCCACGCUCCAGCCCUCCAUGCCUUCUCCCUCCUGUCAGACCUCUGUCUGCGCCCGCAGUGGGACCAACACUAUCUGAGCUGCGAGGAGGUAGAGAAAGCAGAUGAGGAGGAGAGGGUGUACCAUGUGAAAUGUCCGCCCAUCAACGGCGAGUCCGGACGGGACUUUGUGUUUCUACUGUCCAAGAGACAGCCCUGCAAGGACGGUGACCCUUACAUCAUCGCCCUGAGGUCAGUCACAGUAACUGCUGUCCCUCCCCAGGAUGGAUAUAUAAGGAGCGAAACGCAGUGCGUCGGUUUCCUGAUCUGGAACAAAAACUGCACUGGCUGUAAGGUGUCUUACUACAACCAGGUGACCUUGGGCGUUCUGCCGUAUGUCGCGGGGAACCUCGCAGGCUGGUCCAGGUCCAUGGAGGACACGGCCUCGUCCUGCAUCGCUUUCCUGGAGAGGGAUGUGCUCCGAGUACCAACCCGCAUAUCAUGAAAUGUCCAGCGAAUAUAAGCUUCCCACAUGCGAGGGCAUUUGGGCUUUAACUGUAACUGCGUACUGAUGUAUAUUUGAAUGUCUAUGAAGUAUAAUGGUUAAAAAAUGUAUUUAAACAACGUGAUACGGCAUUUUAUAUGAGGGCUUUGUCUACAAAAAGUACAAUAUACUUGGCAAAAUGUGUACGAUCAGAUAUUCCGAUUCUCUGAAAUCAUGCCUUCAACAUUUAUCAUUAAUUGAUUUCGAAACGCUAUAAAUGCAUUCCUUGGCUGUAAGCUUAUUUGCUGAUGUAUAAAUGUAAAUUGUACAUACAAAUACUUCAUGUACUGUAAAUGUUGUCACCCUGGCUAUUGAAAUGUUUCCCUAUAAUAGAAAACGCAAUUUACAAAAUGUACAUUUAUGUAUGUAUUUUAAUAAAUGUCACCACAUCUGUUUUA